This is a messenger RNA of Neodiprion virginianus, 721 nucleotides long. RefSeq names its product retinal rod rhodopsin-sensitive cGMP 3',5'-cyclic phosphodiesterase subunit delta (gene PrBP). Gene Ontology annotation, biological process: sensory perception of light stimulus. The coding region runs from base 102 to 545 and encodes 147 amino acids. The record is from RefSeq and is a predicted model, not a curated record. Gene Ontology annotation, cellular component: cytoplasm. The transcript is spliced from 4 exons. Lineage: Eukaryota; Metazoa; Arthropoda; Insecta; Hymenoptera; Diprionidae.
AUAUGGACGGUCGAUAGUUCUUCAUCGAGCUGUCAUUAUUUUGUUUUCGUAGUAAAUUGCAGUUUAAUUCUGUGAAAAGAAGAGCCUGGGCAUCUGCAAAAAUGCCGUUACGAGCUGAAGAAAUUCUCAAGGGAUUUCAAGUUAAUUGGAUGAAUUUGCGUGAUGCUGACAGUGGAAAAAUACUUUGGCAAGGGAACGAGGACCUGUCUGUACCAGAAGUUGAACACGAAGCCCGAGUUCCUAAAAAAAUCUUGCGAUGCCGGGCGGUAUCUCGAGAGAUCAAUUUCAGUUCCGCCGAACCAAUGGAGCGCUUUAGAUUGGAGCAAAAGGUUUUGUUCAAAGGACGUUGUCUUGAAGAAUGGUUCUUUGAAUUCGGUUUCGUCAUUCCUAGCAGCACAAACACUUGGCAGACUCUGAUCGAAGCAGCCCCAGAGAGCCAAAUGAUGCCAGCUAACAUUUUAAAUGGGAAUUUAGUUAUUGAAACAAAGUUCUUUGACGACGAUCUCUUGUUGUCUACUAGCCGUGUUCGCCUGUUCUACAUCUAGGAGAAUGAGCAUUUAAAUCGACUUUGAGAAUUUGAACCACCCUGGGACCAAGGAAUACAGAAAGAAGCUCAAAAACAGCGAACGUAGAGCUACUUAAUAGAAAAACCUAGUAGCAGUCAGCAUUAAAUGUUCAUCACGGUAGCAAUCCUUGAUAAUACAAGAAGAAUUAACAUUGA